CGUAUUUUGUAUGUGAAUUACUUCGAAUUUGAUGGAUGGGAUGUAAAACCUCCUCCAAUUCUAUAAUGACCCACAAAUGCUCAAUUUCCAUUUUUCAUAAUUGUGCAUACAAACAUUAAUACGCUCAGGGAUAGGCCAUAGAAACACACAUAAGCAAACUGUGUACAAUUAAUUUUAUUCUCAUUUAUUGACUUUUCCUAUAUAAAACUCAAACUCACAUGAAGGCGACAAUUUUCGUAGCCGUAUAGAUAGUUUAAAUUUUCGUACAUAAAAUGAUCCUAAUUUAAUUUUGGUCUGGAAAAAAUAUUGUGUCAAAAACGGAAACGUUAUUUGUCAAAUCCAGACAAGCUGGUCAAUUUUAUUUGGCUCAGCCCGCGGGAUGGCAGGAAGUUGCUGCCAUGUUUAGCUGGCUGCUUUGUUGAGGAUUCCUUCUUGGUUUCCUGCAGGUUUUAGCAUAAGAGUUGCAAUGGAACCGAGCUGGAGUACGUUUUUAUUUCAACAGGCCAAUGAGGCGCUCCACCACCAGCACCAAUUAGCCGGGAACAGCCUCUUGCCUUUGCUGACUUCUGGAACGGAGCCGCCUGAUCAGAAACCAGUGCUGCCCAUAGUGUUGGACCAGAAACCACCAGUCAGUGCUGCAGAACUGCUGAAAGACAAUGUGGCCAGCGGGACUGGUGGAGGAGGUGGUGGAGGACCUCCACUUGCUGUGGUCAAAAAAGAGCCUAAAUCCAAGACACCAUUCAUUUGCGGCUAUUGCAACAAGGCUUUCCGGGACAGCUACCACCUGCGGCGGCACGAGUCAUGCCACACCGGCAUUAAGAUGGUUUCGCGGCCUAAGAAGACACAACCAGCCCCCACCAUGGUGCCAAUCAUAUCCACUGUACCUCGUGAUAACAGUGGAAACCCGUCAUACAUUACUACUGUAGCUGGUAUUUUGACAACAGCCACCACAUCAACAGCAACGGGCACAAGUAUCAUGACCCCGAUGCAACACCAACAGCAGCAGAACAUCCCCAAGAAACCCCCAAAACCUGUGAAAAAGAAUCACGGCUGUGAAAUGUGCGGCAAGGCUUUCAGGGAUGUCUAUCACCUGAAUCGCCACAAGUUGUCGCACUCUGAUGAGAAGCCGUUUGAGUGUCCCAUCUGUCAUCAGAGGUUCAAAAGGAAGGAUCGAAUGACGUAUCAUGCGCGCUCCCAUGACGGCGGGGUUCACAAGCCUUAUAUUUGUUCUGUUUGUGGGAAAGGAUUCUCCAGGCCUGAUCACCUCAGCUGUCAUGUCAAGCAUGUCCAUUCCUCAGAGAGGCCUUUCAAGUGCCAAGUAACGGCCUGUACAUCUGCUUUCGCUACCAAAGACCGUCUUCGCUCUCACAUGAUCAGACAUGAAGGCAAAGUCACCUGUAACAUUUGUGGCAAAAUGCUAAGUGCUGCCUACAUCACAAGUCACCUCAAGACUCAUGGUCAGCCCAGCUUCAGCAACCAAUGUAACAAUAAAGGCAUAAAUGACUGGCAGUGGAACCACUCAGGGCCACGAAAAGGUGAUUUGACGGUAGGAGAGAUUUUAAAUAACUCCUUCCAAGUCCUAAUUGACAACUCCCACAAAGAUGCCAACAACGUACACACCAAUUCCGCCGCGACCACGCCUGUCACCAACUCUGCAGCCAUCACCUCGGCCAUGAACCGCGGCGGCAGUGCCAACAAUCCAGUCACCAUUGCUGCUCAGAUGAACAUCACCACCAGCACAGUCAACAUAACAAACCCCGUCAACCUGCAGCACCCUGUCACCAUCACGGGCCCUGUGAACCUCGCCUCCGUCAACAUCCCCACGACAGCCCACAUGAAUAUCGCCCACCCCGUGGCCAUCACCACACCAAUGCCCAUGAAUAUCACCGGCCCGUUGAACAUUGCAAUGAGGCCCAUGGAGAGCAUGCCUUUUCUAUCCCAAGUUCUGCCAUCGUCACCUCCUUGGUAGAGUUUGUUUUCUCGCCGCUGAGUUAACUGUUGAGAAUGUAACUGCUUAACAAUAGAUGAACCUGUCUAAUUUUGGUAUCAUAGCAGUCUCAGUGGAUGGGCCCUAUCUUAAACACUUAAGUUGGCAUACCAUCCUAAAUAAUGCAACAGCACCCUACAACCCACAUGGAUUUCAAAUUGCACGAAUCAGUACUAAAAUGAAUUUGUAUUUAUGAGAGGGAAAUGCUUGGAAAAACUCUUAAUCGUUAAGUUUUAAACUCCUUGAUCGACAUACUGUAUCUGACAAAUGAAUUCAUCAUAUUGAUGCAAAAUGACAUACUUUGUAAGUCAAAAAUUACCUCCAAAGCCGUCCCUCUAAAAUUUUAAAACAAAACAACACCUCUCUCUGACAAGGAAAAUCAGCAAGGAGUGUUAAGACUUUCCAGACCUCUGUCUUGAAAAUGGACAAACAGAAGAUCAACAUUGCCUGGUGUCUAAUUUAAGUGAUCCCACUCCUUGUAUUAUAUAUAUAUAUAUAUAUGUAAGCAAGCGUUUAUGCCAAAGAUUUUCCAAGCAACACGCUUCCCUAUUGAAAAGAUUGGGGAUCCCAAAUAUGUUUCAAUUAACUACCUGAUCGAGGCCUCACUUUGGAAGCUCUUCCAGGCAGUUUGUUUUAAUUAUGCACCAUAUAUUUUAACCUAUGCUACCGUCGUUGCUUCUAUCAUGAAAAACCUUGAUUAUGAUGAAGAUGGGAGGUUGUGUAAAACGUAAAUAAAAAUAGAAAACAUUGAUUUGGAAAUCCUAUUCUACAUAUAGCCAAUCGAAUAGACAACAAAGACAAGAUAUUUAACGAUCAAACUGAUAAACGUUCCCCACAUGCCCAACUUAUUUUGAAUUUGAUGCCUGCAACGAAAAGUUCACUGGGGCAUGUUUGCCCCUGUGUGACAUCACUUCCUUUGAAGAACACUCAAGUGAGAACUGAGGACACUAAUUGUUGAAGCUUUAUAGAUGGAAUUCUUUUCCAUUCUUGGUUGAUGCACAGCUUGAGUUGCUCAACAGUCCGGGAUCUCCGUUUUCAUAUUUUGCGCUUCAUAACGUGCCAGACAUUUUCAAUGGGAGACAGGUCUGGACUGCUGACAGGCAAGCCGAGUACUCGCACGCUUAUUACGAAGCCACGCUGUUGUAACACAUGCAAAACGUGUCUUGGAAUUGUCUUGCUGAAAUAUGCUGGAAAGUCUCUCAAAAAUACAUUGCUUAGAUGACAACAUAUGUUACUCCAAACCCGAGAUGUACCUCCCAGCUAUGAUUACUGAUGUUUGCUUUUGAACUUUGCGCUGAGUCCAAAUGAUCUUUUUCCUCUUUCGCCUUGCAUCGUAGACUUUUAACUUGCAUUUGCACAUCUAGUGACUCACCGUUCAACAAUUUAACUGACAAACGGUUUUCUGAAGUGUUUGUGAGCCCAUUUGGCAAUAUCCUAUUGUGGCAAUGGUUUUUAAUGCAGUGCCACCUCACAGAUUUUGAUCACCGGCAUCCAGUUUUGGUUUUUGACCUUCCCACUUACGUGCAUAGAUUUCUCCAGAUUGUAGAUGAUUAAAACACUAAAUUCCUUGCAAUUGUACGUUGAGAGACGUUAGCCCUUGUUGACUAAUGUGCAUCCAUAAUGUCGUACUUCAUUUUAUGCUUCGCUGCAAACAAAUUUAGAACAUCCUCAGAUCAUGCAUGCCCACUAAGAGUGACGAACCAAUCGUUUCGGGGAUGCUCCUUUUAUACCCAAUGGCACUCGUCGAUCUUGUUCCAAACAUUUUUUUUUCCCUUAAUUGUUAUUUAAGCAUUGCUCAACUUUCCUAGUUUUGUGUCCCCCACCCCAGCUUUUUGGGAGCGUGUUGAUCAAAUUCAAUCAAAGUCAAAAUGAGAGAGGAGAAUCAUGGAAAAAAAAACUUCAUCAGUUUCAGCAUUAAAUAUCUUGCCCUUGUGUUGUAUUCAAUUGAAUAUAGGUUGAAAAGGAUUUCAAAAUCGUAUUCUCUUUUUAUUUACAUUUUACACGAUGACCCAGCUUCAUUGGAAUUGGGAUGUGUAGCUAACAACUUUAGCUCAAAAUUGUAUAUUGCUCCGUUUUAGGUCAGACUGUUUUCAAACAGAUAUUCACUAGUUAUGAGCGUUAAUAUUAAAAGUUGUAUCACCAAUCAUUACAUUGUCAGCAGUUACACUUCCCACCAUAAUUUUGCUUUUCAAACUUUUUCGUUUUGAAGAGAGAUGUGGUUGUUAAUUGGCUCAUUGCAGCUGCUUCACGAGCAAGCGCAUGGGAAAGAUUUGCUACGUGCUGGGCAUUUGAUGUCAACAAUGUGACACCUUACUACAACAAAUCUUCCACCCGGGUGUGUUGCCACCAGAGGGUGUGAAAAAUGCUUCCUAAUUAGAAUGAGUUUGUUUAUAGAUAUGAUAUUGAAAUAUUUUAGAAGGCUAAUCAGUAUUUAAUAGUUUCUGUAUUUUAAAGGUUUCGUUUAGGAGGUCGGUGUUGAGCAAUAUUUCGGAUUGCGUUGAUGUUUCCGAGGCUGCCUCGAACAAUUCUUGUAAAUCAACUCCUCCCGUGGUGGUAUUUUUAAAUGGCUGGAAACUGGUCACGUGUCAUCACUGCUGGAUACUCUUCACGCUUUUGUGAUGUCAUCAAUUUUGGAUUCUUUUAAGUAUUUAUAUGAGGACAUGACAGUUAACGGUACAAAAAGAAGGGAGGUUUAUUAUUUUUUUUUUUUAACUGAAAUCAGAGGGUUUGCCCUUAAGACAGUAUUAUCAAAGGUCAAAUGGAAAGAUUCCAAUGUUUUUUUUUUUUGUUGUUUUUUUUUUUGGUAGAGGUCAAUAGAUUUUCUUAGUUGCACAUGGACUGUGCAAGCCAAGCCCAAAGUUGUUGGGUAGAUUAGAAUGUUUACGUUUAGCAAGCAUAGGAUCCCAAUUCUGCAAGUAAAACUCAGAUGACUGAGAUUAGUCUUUUAUAAUAUAUUAAUGACUGGUCUUUUUUAAUUUUUUUGUGUGUGUGUAAAUAUAAAACACUAUUUGGUUGGCUUUUUACCUGUGGAAGUGUCAGUCUGACUUUGCACCACAAGCUACAAUGUAAGAACAAUCUCAGCAUUGAUAUGGCCGUCCAAGAGCAAGAGUGCCAAACAAUGAUCAAUGGAUAAAGCUUUUCUCCACCAAGUGCAUAAAAAUACUGGAUUCUUCAUUUUCAUGUGGCAGGGCUACAACCCCAUUUGGCCAAACAGUCUGCAUGCCACACAUGGUCGAGGUGGUAUCGGUGAUGUCCUAUUUCUAAAAGGAACUCGGU
Hippocampus comes (tiger tail seahorse) is the source of this 5263-nucleotide messenger RNA. It is a transcript of the gene vezf1b, whose product is annotated as vascular endothelial zinc finger 1b. Gene Ontology annotation, biological process: regulation of transcription by RNA polymerase II. The record is from RefSeq and is a predicted model, not a curated record. NCBI's taxonomy places the organism in Eukaryota, Metazoa, Chordata, Actinopteri, Syngnathiformes, Syngnathidae. The transcript is spliced from 7 exons. The coding region runs from base 467 to 1969 and encodes 500 amino acids. Gene Ontology annotation, cellular component: nucleus. Gene Ontology annotation, molecular function: DNA-binding transcription activator activity, RNA polymerase II-specific; RNA polymerase II cis-regulatory region sequence-specific DNA binding.